ACACUCGCUGCUGAUAAGAAGCGCGUGCGCGGUGUGUUCGGCUUCUUCAAACAAACGCAGCUCUUCAUCAACCGGUGUGUGUUUCCGCUGCCUGAAGGUAAAGUGCUACGAAUUAUGAUAGAAUGAGGAAUGAACCGCUCGUUUCCAGACAUUACUAAGCUCAUGAUGACUUUCGCUAACUUUACAAUUAAUAAAUCCACCUCAACAGCGAAUUAAGUCUACUCUUCAACAGCGAUGCCACAGAAAUAAACACAGGUCGAAAACGAAAGUUCAACUAGAAUAAUAAAGAUGGCGCGCACUUGUUUCUCUGACUGGUCACUAAACGACAGAGAGAUGAGAGAAUACUCUGACUGUCUAAAGUCUGGGGACUGUGCACAGGGCCCAAAUGCACUCAUGAUUUUUUUCUCUCCUUUCUAACUAUAACUGGGAAUAUAAAUUGCUAUUUGAUCAAUAAAUGGUGGUCGGCAUGGUAGAUUAAUAGUAUAAUCUAUUAACUACACAUAAAAACCCAGCUUUUUACUUAAGUACCAGAUUUUGGUGUCAUGCCGUAAAAAUUUUUCAUUAUGGCUGACUUUGUAUUUAAUGUGAAUUCAAUAACAGUAAUGUAAGUUGCUAAUUAUAACGCUUUCAUUUUUACAGAGAGUAAAGAACAUUUUCAUACUUAAAGAACAUGUUACUGGUGUGUGUGUGCACUUGAAUGGGUUAAAUGUCCAAGUCCGAGUAUGGGUCACUCACCAUACUUGAUGCGAUUUCAAGUUUUCCUUUCUCUUUGGAGUGUUACAAGCUCUUGGUGCUUAAAGAAGAUCUUGAAUGGGCAUGACGCUUCUGAUUGUGCAUUUGUUUUUAAAUUUUUAAAUGUUUUAUGUAUCUACCUACUUUGACAGACAAAAUGUUACAUUUGGCUGAACUGGUGCAAUUUUAACAAAAAAAAAAAAAAAUUAUUUAAAGGGAUAGUGCACUCAAAAAUGAAAAUUCCCCCAUGAUUUACUUACCCUGAAGGCGUCCUAGGUGUGUAUGACUUUCUUCAUUAAAACCCUAACCCCUUCCAAGCUUUAUAAUGGUAGUGAAUUCUUCAAUAGUCCAAAAGAAGUCCAAUAAAGCACGUCCAUCCAUCAUAAAAAGUGUCCCACGUGGCUUCAGGGGUGAAUAAAGGCCUCCAGUAGCAAAUCAAUGUGUUUUUGUUGGAACAUUAUUUUUUUAUAUUAUAACAAUUUAUAAACAGUAAUCUAGCUUCUGCUAAAUGCUGUACACACAAUAGAAUUCCAUCGGAUGACGUAGGACGUAUUAUAAGAUCCUGUGAGAAUAUGCUAGUCUCAGAAAGCGGCUAGCUCUGGAUGUCAGUUGUGCUUUAUAUGUAGUGCCAUAUUUUAGAUGCAUUGACGUGCCAAAGAGAGACGAGGAGUGCACUGCCUCGAAAAUGAGCCGCUGUGAGGAGAGAGAGGAGGAGGAUGCUGUUCAGACCCAGACAGUACCAUCUCCAGACUCUAGCUGUGUGUCUAUGAAGAGUGACGGCUCCAUGGCCAAACCCCCUGCUUUUAGUGAUGGAGGGGGAGUCUCUAAUUCGAGACACCACACUCAGACGGCAGCAUCUCUUGUUUCUAGCUGUGUGUCUAUGAAGAGCGACGGCUCCAUGGCCAAACCUCCUGCCUUUAGUAAUGGAGUAGGAGUCUCUAAUUCUAGACACGUUUCUAGCUGUGUAUCUAUGAAGAGUGACGGCUCCAUGGCCAAACCUCCCACCUUUAGUGAUGAAGCAGGAGUCUCUAAUUCUAGACACCACUCUCAGACGGCAGCAUCUCCAGUUUUUAACUGUGUCUCUAUGAAGAGCGACGGCUUCAUGGCCAAACCUCCUUUCUUUAGGCAUGGAACGGGAGUCUCUAAUUCAAGAUGUUUUUUUCCUGCUCACAGCUCCACUGAGAGGAAGCUCAGAGAUGUGAAGUCCUGUCUGAUUUGUGCUGCGUUCUACUCCGAGAACCACAUCAGACAGCACUAUGCAGAACCAGCCCUCUACACACAGGUGGAGGAGACUAGAGACCUGGAGCAGGAUUCACGACAACUAGUGGAUGAUGUCUUGCAGAGAGUUAAAGAGAAACACAAAACCAUCAUGAAAGGGAAGUAUGAGAGCUUAUUUGAAGGUAUCAAGCUACAAGAGAAUGAAACCCUCUUGAACAGCAUCUACACACAGCUCUACAUCAUAGAGGGAGAGAGCGAAGCAGUGAAUGAAGAGCAUGAGGUUUUACAGAUGGAGAAAACACCCAGAAUACAACAAUUACAAGACACUCCGAUCAAAUGUAAUGACAUUUUUGACCCCUUACCUGAACCAGGCUAUAAGAAUAAUAAAAGAAUGAGGAAAGACCGAAUCAAGACUGUUCUUACUAAAGGCAUCGCUGGAAUCGGAAAAACCGUCUCUGUGCAGAAGUUUAUUCUCGACUGGGCUGAGGGAAAAGCCAAUCAGGAUGUAGAUUUCAUGUUUGUGCUUCCAUUUCGAGAGCUGAACUUGUUUAAAGAUAAUCAGUACAGUCUUCACAGACUUCUGCUGGACUUUCAUCCUGGACUUCAAGAUCUGGACCCAAAGGUAUAUGAUUUAUGUAAAGUUGUGUUAGUUUUUGAUGGUCUGGAUGAAAGCAAAAUUAAACUUGAGUGGUCAGACAGUGAGAAAGUUUGUGAUGUGGCUGAGACUUCAUCAUUGGGUGUGUUGAUGUCAAACCUCAUUAAAGGGGAUCUGCUUCCAUCUGCUCUCAUCUGGAUCACCUCCAGACCAGCAGCAGCCAAUCAGAUCCCCUCCAAAUACAUCCACCGUCUGACAGAAAUUCAGGGAUUCAAUGACCCUCAGAAAGAGGAGUAUUUCAGGAAGAGAAUCAGUGACCAGCAUCAAGCCAGAAGAAUUAUCUCACACAUUAAAGCAGCAAGAAGCCUCCACAUCAUGUGUUACAUACCAGUCUUCUGCUGGAUCUCAGCCACUGUGCUUCAAAACAUCAUGAAACGAGAUGACUGUGCAGAAGUCCCCAAAACUCUGACUGAAAUGUACAUACACUUCUUGAUUAUUCAGACAAAUAUAAGAAAUCAGAAGUAUGAUGAGAGAGACGAGAGAGAUCCACAGAAACUCCUGCAGUCAAACAGGGGAGUGAUUGUGAAACUUGCUGAACUGGCUUUCAAACAGCUGAUGCGUGGAAAUAUCAUGUUCUAUGAGGAGGACCUGAGAGAAUGUGGCAUAGAGGUCACUGAGGCUUCUGUGUAUUCUGGGAUUUGCACUGAGAUCUUUAAAGAAGAAUAUGUGAUUAAUCAGAGGAAAGUCUACUGCUUUAUACACCUGAGUUUUCAGGAGUUUCUUGCAGCAUUUUAUGUCUUUUACUCCUAUGUAAAUAACACUUCUGAUGCCUUGAAAGUUUUUGAUUUACUUCAUAAUUUGCAUAAAGGAGUACUGGAUAAAGCUCUUAAGAAUGAGAAUGGACGCAUGGAUCUUUUCCUCCGGUUCCUGCUGGGCAUCUCACUUGAGUCCAAUCAGAAACUGUUACAUGGACUACUGACACACACAGAGAACAGUUCAGAGAGCAUCAAUGAAACUAUAAAGUACGUCAAGGACAAAAUCAAAGAAUGGAAAAAUACUCUUUCUGCUGAAAGAUCAAUCAAUCUGUUCCUCUGUCUGCUUGAAAUGAACGAUCAGACUCUGCAAAGAGAAAUCCUGGAGUUUCUGAAAUCAGACAAACACUCAGAAAAAGAACUGUCUGCUGCGCACUGCUCAGCCAUAGCCUACAUACUUCAGAUAUCAGAGGAGGCACUGGAUGAGCUGGACCUUAAAAAAUACAACACAUCAGAGGAAGGUAGAAGGAGACUGAUACCAGCUGUGAGAAACUGCAGAAAAGCUUUUCUUGCAGACUGCAAUAUCACUGAUCAGUCCUGUGAAACUGUGGCCUCAGCUCUGCAAUUAUCAGACUCUCCCCUGAGAGAGCUGGACCUGAGUAACAAUGACCUGCAGGAUUCAGGAGUGAAGCUGCUCUCUACUGGACUAAAGAGUCCAAACUGUCGACUGCAGAUACUGAGAUUGUCUGGCUGUAUGGUGACACAGGAAGGCUGUUCAUAUCUGGCUUCGGCUCUGAGUUCUAACCCCUCACACCUGAGAGAGCUGGAUUUGAGCUACAAUUACCCAGGAGAUUCUGGAGUGAAGGUGCUCUCUGACAGCCUGAGCCAUUCAAACUGCAAACUCAAUUUGGACCAUGGAGGACAUUUCAGAAUCACACCAGGACUACACAAAUAUACCUGUAAUCUCACACUUGACAUAAACACUGCAAACAACCAUCUCUCUCUGUCUGAGGAGAACAGAAAGGUGACACGAGUGGAAGAGGAGCUGCCUUAUCCAAGUCAUCCAGAGAGAUUUGACUGCUUUGAACAAGUUUUGUGCACGGAGAGUCUGUGUAAACGCCAUUACUGGGAGGCUGAAUGGAGUGUGAGGGGAGCUGGAUUGUCAGUGACCUAUAAGGGAAUCCAAAGAACAGGAAGUGACUGUAGGUUUGGGCUCAAUGAAAUGUCCUGGAGUCUCAUCUGCUUUGAUAACAAAUACUCUGCCUGGCACAGCAAUAAUAGAACCAACUUACCGGCCCCUUCUCCCCCCUCUAAAAGAGUAGGAGUGUAUUUGGACUGGCCCGCCGGCGAGCUGUCCUUCUACAGUGUGUCUGACACACACACACUUAUUCACUUGCACACAUACCACAGCACAUUUAUCGAGCCCCUCUAUGCUGGAUUUAGGCUUUAUCCAGAUUCUUCAGUUUCACUGUAUUAGAAUGAAGAGCUUCGUAAUAUAGCCUAAAGUCUAUAUAGUACUUGCUCCCUUACUAACCAAAAACAAAAAUGGGAUGAAUUGGAAAUGUAUGGAUACAAACAGUGGUGUUAGUGUCCCUGCUUGCUGAAAAUACCAACUUCAAACCUCCAAACUAGUCCAACUGAAGAAAUCUCACAAUAACGAUGCUGAUUGUUACAAAUUGUGUUGAUUUGAUCACUUCUUUUGUUCAAAUUUGUAAGUUGCUUUGCAAAAAAAAUUACUAAAUGUGAAUCUAAAUGAAAAGUCGAGAAAAGAUGCUCAGAAAAGUCAACAUAAAUGAUAAAAACAUAGUCAAUCAAUACAUGUUAAUAAGUCUUGAUAUGAUAAUUUGUUGCCUUGGAGCCCUCAGUCUUUUAAAAGAUUUACGCAGUUAUACUGUUUAGUGUUAAAAAUGUCUGCCCAAGGAUUCUCAGUUUUUUUAAUUGAAACAAUAUUUGCAAAAUAAGCAGCAUAAAAAUAUAAACAUUUUCUAUGGCGGCAUUUCACACAGUAAUCAUUUAUAUGUAAAAUAGUGGAUAAUGUGGCAAAACACGGUUGUUGGUUAUGGUUAUGCAAACUAACAUGCAACCAAACUCAGGACAUUAGCAAAACAAUAUUAUCUCAAAUUUAAGUAAACUACAUUUAUGCAUUUAUUAACAUGUUUAUCCAGAGUGACUUGCCAAAGAGGAACAAAGCAAUGCAUCAAAGACCCAGCUGUCAUUGUAGUACAUAAUCUCAGAUUUAUUAGUCUAGAUUAGGAAACCAUCAUAGAAACUAAGAAUAUGAAUCAUCCAAAUGUCUGCUAUUUGAGUAUUUAAUGAGUUAUCUAGACCGCUAGCUCAGGUCACAUUAAUUUAAUAUAAAUAUAAUGAUAAUUUAAAUAUAGUCAUUCAAAUUAACGAUGGUGAUGUGUAGAAAAAAGUGUGUACAUGUGGUCAGAAAGAAACUUGACUGAGCCUUGCUCUGCUUGAUGUGCUUAGACUGUUCCCUUUUUUCUGUGGAGGAAACCAAGUGUCUUCAGUUUUAAUCAUGUGUUUUAACUACAGCUAUUAUAAAGUGUGUCCUUUGUUACAUUAUUUAUGUUUUAUUUAUGUUAAUUUUAUUUUAUAAUGUUAUUUUAUAAUAUGAUUGAGUCACAUGUGUUAUUGCAAAUGAAUAAAAGGAGAACAUUAAACUUUCUUUUAAAAACA
This is a messenger RNA of Carassius gibelio (silver crucian carp), 5982 nucleotides long. Its product is annotated as NACHT, LRR and PYD domains-containing protein 3. The record is from RefSeq and is a predicted model, not a curated record. The transcript has 10 exons. Bases 1418 to 4774 code for a protein of 1118 amino acids. NCBI's taxonomy places the organism in Eukaryota, Metazoa, Chordata, Actinopteri, Cypriniformes, Cyprinidae. Gene Ontology annotation, molecular function: protein binding.